Molecule: messenger RNA, 1188 nt
Organism: Hydatigera taeniaeformis
Lineage: Eukaryota; Metazoa; Platyhelminthes; Cestoda; Cyclophyllidea; Taeniidae
Source: the annotation of a GenBank genome assembly
GAGAUCGCGACUUUUAACCUGAAGGCAUUGCAACGUCAGCGGCAGCAGCAGGCGGAGGGAUUGGACGAAAGUGAGGCACUCAAUGAACGUCGUGCAAGAAGUUGCGAUGAGUGGGGUGAAGACGACGGAGCAGAGAGGAACAAACGUGGCGAGCUGAGUCGGUUGACGGAGUGUCGUCCAUCAGCUCAAGAUGGAAUUAACACCUACUUUAUGGAGGCGGUGCGCAGGCGUAGACUUGAGGCCGAGGAUGAGAUUGAAGGUGACAAGACUGCAGAGGGUGGUGUGAACACACACUACGAGGCAAUCGAUGAGGAUGACGAUGAGGUGGCAGAGCUUCGUGAAAUCGGUAUCGAUUUGGAGGCAGCUGCUACCGAAUCAGAGGACCAAGAGGGAACUGGCGAUGAUGAUGCGAUGAAGACGUGGCAGGAUGUCGGCAAUUUGCGUCCUGAAGGAUCCACUUUUUUCGCCUCCAAAACAGCCUCUGAGAUAGGUGGCGCCGAAGUAGUUGAAUUGGAACGUGGCGACGAAGGCGAUGAGGAGCAUGGCGAUGAGCUUUUACUCGACAGAGGUCAGACUGAGGUGACACAGAGCUCUGCAAAGGGUAUGGACCCAAGGCGAAUUAAUUUUGUAAAGAGUCUGCAUCAUCGAUUUACAAACUACAUUUACGACACUAGUGCAACGCGAUCAUGGGUGAAGUUGACCAUAUCUAUGUUCGAUCCUAAGGACGGCCGCAUCUCAAUUGAUUUGCGCACCUUGGUCCAACGCAUUAUUUCAAAGAGUAUAGUCUCUUUUGUUCCAGGUAUUCAAAAGGCUUUCAUCGACAAAACAGACCCCAAGAAGUGGGUUCUGCGUGUUGAAGGUGUGAAUCUUAAGGUGCUUUCCUGCUAUGGCAACGUAUUUGACCUCACUAAACUCUACACCAACCAUGUGCCAGCUAUGCAGGAACACUUUGGUAUUGAGGCGGCUCGAGCCUCUCUUCUACGCGAGAUCUCUAGCGUGUUUGGCCACUAUGGCAUCAAUGUGAACCCGCGUCAUCUCAAACUUGUGGCUGAUUACCUUACCAAAACUGGUCUUUAUCGCGCCUUCAAUCGACGCACCAUGGAAUUCCACCCUUCGCCUAUGCAACGCAUCACUUUUGAAACUGCCACUAAUGCGCUCAAAUCUGUUAUUCAAGAAAGUAGGCCUUGA